AUGACCAAGUCGCAGCUUUCGAGCCAGCUGAAAGCGGCGUCUCGAGAAGGACUCCUUCCGUUGAACGGGUGCCUCUCGUAUACCUACGAGCUUCCCACGCUAGCGGUGGAGGCGGCGGCGUCAGCGGCAGCAGCGAAGGUGAAGGUGAAGGCGGAGGUUGGCACGGAGGAGGAAGAGGAGGAGGAGAAUGUCGGCGGCGGAGGGCACAAGUUUGGUGACGCGUGCUAUAACGAGGGCCAGGUCGUCUGGGUCCGAGGGGCGUUCGUGGCCUACAUGGACGGUCAAGCUGUCGAAGACGACGAUGUCUGGUGCCCCGGGGUCGUGUGCGCCGCCGCUAAUUCCGCCGCAUCUUCUCCGGCGGAAGCAAACGGAGGGGAUGGUGCCGUGGCGUCCCCGGGGGGGCUGGUCGUAGACGUGAUGGGUCAGUCAAAGGUGGAGUUUGCCGUGGGGACGGACAACCUCACCGGUUUUCCGGGGUACGGAGACAACCUCGAGGCGUUUCGGCACUCGGUGGCGACGGGCCUGGGAAACCCUCCAGAUCACAUGUGUCUAGCGGUGGCGCAAGCAAUCCUGGCGUGCCUAAAAUGUGGAUGGGACCCCGCAAGAGGCACGAACCUGUUUCGGCCCGCCUUGUGCAACGAGCAGCGAGAAGGGGAUGCGCGGCUCGGGAAGUACGCUACCGCGUGGGGCGUGGACCCCGACCGGCUGGAGGAGCUGCUCAAGUACUCGUGGGCGUUGAUGAAGCCCAACGCCCAGAAGUCGAAAAAGGCCGAUGGCGAUCAAGCCGGCAGCAGGGAGGAGGAGGAGGAGGAGGAGGAAGAGGAGGGAGAGGGGGAGUGGGACCACCUGAGGGCGACCUGGCGGAAGCUGGAGAACAUGUGGCGGGGGGCGAAGUCGGCCGCGCAUGACGAGGGUUCUGUGUCCCGCGGCGGAGAUGGCGGUGGUGCCGCGGAUAGCGGCGGCGGCAGUGGCAGCGGCGGAGGCGGCGGAGGCAGAGGCGGGGGCAGUGAUAGUGCGGUGUCCGAUGCCACAAGCAACGGCGGUAGCGGUAGCGCUACCACGGGGGUUGAUGCUGACAACAACGCCACUGCGAAAAAGGGCACGGUGGCCGCCGGAACAGGCGACGAUGGCGGGGAUGGGAGCGAGCCGGGUGGUGAGCUGCCGCCACCGCCGCCGCCACCGCGGCCGCCGCCAGCUGCGGCGGCGGCGGCGGAAGGAGGCGUUGCGGCGCCCACGGCUGCGACGCCCGCGACACCGGUGCCUUCGGCGGCGGCUUCACCACCGCCGCCUGUGCCGAGAGCACUACCACCCAAGGGGCUGGUGCAUCGCAGCCAGCAGGGGCCAAGGCUUCGUCGAAACCAGCCACGGCUGUCUCAGGCGCUGCUGCCGCUGCUGCUGCUGCUCCUUCUCCUCAGCCGACAAUCGCCGCCAAACCCCGUCCAGGUAGGCCAGCGGCCGAAGCGAGCGAUUGCCGAGAUCGCAAGAGGGCCAGGACGGACUCGGGGGACCAGACCAACACCGCCCGGGGUGAAGCAGCAGCACCCGUCACCAGCAACAGCGCAACUCCGGCAGCUGCCUCGCCUGCUGCCGUUACCCCCACCCCCACAGCCGGACGUUCUCUGCCGCUGACUGCGGUCAGAAAAGCAGGGGAGACCGGGGGCGCAGCAGGAUCAGUUUCGCCGGCGUCCGCCGUCGGCAACGGCAAGGUAUCGGGGCCGGGUGACCGCGGUGCUACGGCUGUUGUCGGUGUGGCUCGUACUGCUCCCUCGAUUGCUGCUGGCCCUGCUG
Molecule: messenger RNA, 1788 nt
Organism: Ectocarpus siliculosus
Lineage: Eukaryota; Phaeophyceae; Ectocarpales; Ectocarpaceae
Source: the annotation of a GenBank genome assembly